GUUUCACAUCGGCGGUGAGAAUAAGUAACGCAAAGCAAGGAGGAUAAUCAGCUUCUUGUAAAAGUCGAGCUUGCUUUCUGCGUUAAUUAUAAAGCAUAAAAGUAAACAAGUGUCGGUCCCAGUCCUUUGCGUAAUCGUCGGUCGCUAAAAUGUCACUUGUACGGAGGGUGGUUUUAAAUUCGCGACCUGGGAAAAAUGGAGAAGCCGUUCCUGAGAAUUUCCGUGUUGAGGAAAUUACUCUCCCGACUGAUAUAAAACCGGGAGAAGUGUUUGUUCGUACACUUUAUCUUUCUGUCGACCCUUACAUGCGGUGUCGUAUGAAUGAAGACACAGGUGCAGAUUAUCUUUCGCCGUGGGUGGUCUCAGGAUGUCUGGAUGGUGGUGGUGUAGGGGUGGUGGAAUCCAGCAGACAUGAUGCCGUCUUGAAGGGCGACACCGUGACGUCUUUCAAUUGGCCCUGGCAAACCUAUGGCAUUGUGGACGGCAACAAGCUUCAGAAGCUGGAUCCAGAGCUGGUGGAUGGUCACCUGUCAUACUUCCUGGGUGCGGUGGGCAUGCCUGGUCUCACAGCGCUACUGGGGGUGAGGGAGAAGGGUCACAUUACACCCGGGUCCAAUCAGACGAUGGUCAUCAGUGGAGCUGCGGGGGCCUGUGGAAGCCUUGCUGGGCAGAUUGCUCGUCUGGAUGGCUGCAGCAAAGUGGUGGGGAUCUGUGGAUCGGACAAGAAAUGCCAGACCCUCACGUCAGAGCUUGGGUUCUCCAGCGCAGUGAACUACCGCUCUGCAGACAUAUCAGCUGCACUGAAGGAACACUGUCCCGAUGGGGUGGAUGUGUACUUCGACAAUGUUGGUGGUUCCAUCAGUGAUGCUGUUAUAGCACAGAUGAACCAGAAUGGUCAUGUGAUCCUGUGUGGCCAAAUCUCGCAGUACAACAAAGAUGUCCCAUAUCCCCCCCCACUUGAUGCAGCAACGCAGGAAAUACUCUGCCGCAAAAAUAUUACCAGAGAAAGGUUCACAGUUAUUAACUACAUGGACAAAUUCGAGGCUGGUCUUCUGCAGCUGUGUCAGUGGGUGAAGGCAGGGCAGAUGAAAGUUUUGGAAACGGUUGUUCUUGGGAUAGAGAAUAUGGGAGUGGCAUUCCAUUCAGUGAUGAGUGGUGGAAAUAUUGGGAAGCAGAUUGUCAAGAUAUCAGAUUGAAUGGACAUUUUUGUCCAGUACACGGUACACGUGAAAAUGGUCAACAGGGAAGAAGUUGAUAUUGCUUUUGUGAGAAAUACUCUCUGCAUCAUGAAUUUGUAGACGUGUAUAACACAAUGCUAAACUUUAUCAUUCAAUAUCCUUAAUGUAAAAUUAGUAGAAAUGUUAUUUAACACUAAUGUUUGAGUAACUCUCAUUAUGGAGCAACAAGAAGCAAUUCUCAGUUAAAAAAAAAAGAUUCACAGCACUAAAAAUUCCAUUUUAAUAUAUAUUUCCCAAAUUUCACAUAUAAUAGGACAAUGUCAUACAGUUUAAAAAUAUCAAACUUGAUUCCAAUGGCAUAAUGUAAACAAAAUUCCUAUUGACCACAUUUAAAAUCUGUAGAAAUGAUACAAAUCCAUUGCUUGUGUUUUGGUUGUGGAUUAAUCACUAUGAGGCUUAACUGCAGCCAAACAUAAGGGGACAAACACGAGUGAAGCACUGACCUUUGAGCUUCUGCAGUCAUCCAAAGGCACACAUUUGUGUACAAGUCACUUUAUAGCCCCUCCCCCAUAGUCAUUUACAGUUGUGUGUCCUUUGUGUUUUUACUCUGUUAGUAAUAGUAACUAGCUAGUGCUUAUAAACAUCCUUCUUUAAACAAUAUAUAAUGUGGACAACAAAAACCAAUGGAAGCAUCCAUCAGCACUGACCAUAAUGAUCAGAAGUACACUUUGUUUCAAGAUUGCACUUAUAGCAUAACAUUUUGCUGAAAACAUGACUAAUUGUAACUAAUGUAUAUUUUUGUCAACAAUUGUCAAUUCAGAGUAUAUAGGGGGACUGUAAAAUAAGUUAAAAUAUAUGCUCAAAUCAUGGCA
Molecule: messenger RNA, 2050 nt
Organism: Paramormyrops kingsleyae
Lineage: Eukaryota; Metazoa; Chordata; Actinopteri; Osteoglossiformes; Mormyridae
Gene: ptgr2
Product: prostaglandin reductase 2
Biological process (GO): prostaglandin metabolic process
Molecular function (GO): 15-oxoprostaglandin 13-reductase [NAD(P)+] activity
Source: RefSeq, a predicted model, not a curated record